This is a messenger RNA of Moneuplotes crassus, 1162 nucleotides long. The record is from the annotation of a GenBank genome assembly. NCBI's taxonomy places the organism in Eukaryota, Ciliophora, Spirotrichea, Euplotida, Euplotidae.
ACAAGCUUGACAAAGUAUGGAGGAAGUUAUGCCAAAAAUAGACUCAGAAUCUGACAACAAGUACUUCGCAGUGUCCAAUGAGGUGAGUACUAGGAAACCAAAAUAAACCUAAACAAGGUGUCAGGAACAUAAAAUCUCCCAAAGGUUCUAUAAAGAAAUCAAGCAAAAAGGGCCAGACCUUAACUCCUUCAAAAGACCAAUUGCAACGGGAUAUAGGCAGGAAAAUGCUAACAAAAAUCUAUAAUAACCCUCUGAGUGUAUCUAAGUCACCCUCAAAGGACCUUACAUUUGAUAAUUUCCGAACAUUCAUGGAUGAGAUGGGCAUCACCAUUGAAACCGAAAGAGCUCAAACCGAAUUUGAUGAAAUAAAGAUUAAAUAAAAUUGAGGAGGAUUAUAUGAAACAACUACAAGACCACUAUGAAGUCACAAAGAAAUUCAAGGAAACCAAGAAAGAAAAAGUGAUUGGUUCUGCUAGGGUUAUCCAAAAAUACUGGAGACUAAAUAAAGCAGAGAGGCGCCAUAGGGCUGCUAGAGUCAUUCAAAGAUGUCUUAAAAGGCAAUGUAUUAAGAAGAAGCUCAAAAAGAGCUUGGAUAUAGAAGCUAUUCGAUCAAGGUAUUCAAAGCCUGAAAAUCUCUCUAAAAUUAUAAAAAUCCAGUGCUUCUUCAGACGGAAGCUAGCUUGAACAAGACUAAUAACAAUGAACAAAAUCUGACCGUACAAGGACGAGAAGUUGUUCUUCUCAAAAUUGACGCAGAGGCGUAUUAUGUAUACUUUGAGUCGACAAAUAGACACUUAUCUUGUACAGACUAGUAUGCGGUCACGAAUAGAGCUAGAAGCGAUUGAUAAAUACGACCAAGGCCUGAAAGAUACUCUGAACUCAAAGGAAUAUAAAGAGUAUAUGUGUGUGAAGGAUGACAGUGGGCAAAACAUAUGGUUUAACAUCACCCAGCCAUUACACCAGGCUUUGCAUCCACUAAAGACUGAGUUCCUUACUCAUAAAAAGGAAGUUUACAAGCUAGCCAUUAUGGAAAUUAUGAAGAAACGCCAGAUGGCUGACCAAAGAAGGACCUUCAUCUAUGAGAAGGAGUGAGAGAUUUAUCAACAAAUGGGCCAAGAACUCAAAAAUCUAAGGCUGAAAAUGAUGUUUUAAGAGAAAUUUG